Molecule: messenger RNA, 2325 nt
Organism: Ascochyta rabiei
Lineage: Eukaryota; Fungi; Ascomycota; Dothideomycetes; Pleosporales; Didymellaceae
Product: Nitric oxide dioxygenase
Exons: 5
Coding region: 1-2325 (774 amino acids)
Cellular component (GO): nucleus
Molecular function (GO): DNA-binding transcription factor activity, RNA polymerase II-specific; zinc ion binding
Source: RefSeq, a predicted model, not a curated record
AUGACAUCGAAUUAUGCCGACCCCGAUACGCAGAUGGGUGGUGGACCAGGUCCAUAUGGGAAUCACAAUGGCACACCUCCCACACAGCAGCAGCAGCAGCAGCAGCAACCGCAACAUCAGCAGCAUCACGACUUGACCGACCCUGAACUUCAGCUGCAGGAGAAGCUUCAGCAGUUCAGCAACCAAGUGAUGCACUCAGGCGGUCCGCAGCAACCUCAGUACCAGCAGCCAGCUCAGAUGGCCUCUUUGCAGGGCGCGCACCCGCAUUUUCAAGCCCAGCAGCGGCCGACGCACUCGCCGCAGCAGAUGGCACACGUCGCGAUGAGCUUAGGCGAACAACACGAACAGUUCGAUCCCAACGACCCAAACCGAAAGCGAUCGAAGGUGUCACGAGCUUGCGACGAGUGCCGGCGGAAGAAGAUUCGAUGCGACGCGACCAGCGAGAACGGACCAGAGGCUUGCUCAAGCUGUAAGAGGACAGGGGCGAGAUGCCAGUUCAGCAGGCAGCCAAUGAAGCGCGGACCCAGCAAAGGGUACAUCAAGGAGCUUGCAGAUCGUUUGAAUUCGCUUGAGAGCCAAAUCCAGCAGCCUCAAGCCCACCAAUUUGACCUACAAAACAUGGCAGAGCAGGGGUUUGCAGAUAUUCAGAGUCCGCCUCAAUUCCACCGAAAACGUACGCAUAGCAUGUCAGAAGGGUUUCAGGAUGCUUUUGGCCGGUCCAGCUGGUCCGGUCAGGACCGCGGUAAUGACCACCCGCUCGAGCAAACCAUGCUCUCUCUGCUGACUACUCAAGAAUUACCACUCAAUGGCGAUCGUCGCACCUCGUUCGGUGAGAUGGCAUUGGCUGGCAAUCUUAUUACAGGUUCAAACGAAAACACGCUGAAAGCGUACUACAACAUGAUCCAUCCUACACUCCCAAUCCUGCCGCACGACUCUACGGCCUUGAACCGCCUUACGAACUGUCCAGCUAAAUUGCGCGAAGCCUUCUUUCUCUCCUUAGAUGUCUGUGUUCGUUCGUUCGCGCCCAGAGCAUUGCCACAGAUCGAUGCGAGCGUAACUCAACUCUUGCAACAGACCUUUGCCUUGGCCGACGCGGCGAAGCUCACACUGAGUGAUGCUGAACCAUCACGGCAGUUCUACAACAACCUGGUGUACUGCCAAUCGUUGAUACUGCUCGCCCUAGCAGCAGACAAACCUGGGCUAGGGGUUGUGGGGAGCAUCUCUCAGCUCCUCGGUCAAAUUGCAGGGUGUAUCACUGAAGCGGGCAUCAACGAUGCCAGAGUGUUGAACCCGCUGAAGAACCAAGACCAAGAGGCGUUCCAGAGCUCACGUCGUGUGUUCUGGACAGCGUUCAUCUUGGAUCGAUUCCAUGCUUCUAGUCGAUCAAAAGACAUCAUGCUCCCGCUGCAUUCAGGAUCCCUGACUCGUGACGAUUAUGUAGCACUCGGUGAUCUUGGCUACCAUCUUGCUCGGGCUACCAAGAUCGUCGGUCAGGUGGCUGCUGUCAACCGCGCAGGCAGCGUGCCUAGCAUAGAACUUUCGUCGCCAUUCGCAUUACUCCCUUUGGCUGCCACUUCGCCCGAGUCUAUCUAUCUCAACGGUCAACUAACAGGCUUUCGAGAAUCGAUAGACAUCACCGACUUGACCAAUCACUCCCCACCCCACCUCGCUUAUCAAUAUCUGCGCGUCUUUGUAGGGCGUCUGUCCUCACAAACCAUGCCCUCAACUGACCUUCUUGGUCUGACAAGAGAACUCCUUACCAACUUGGCAAGUGGAGCAAUCACACCAUUGCACCAUGUGUUCGCUAGCCUUGUGGCGACUUCUCUGGUCGAACUCUCUGAUCGAGUUGAAACUCAGGUCGAGGCGCAUGCUGCCAUCAAAGAGAUGAGCGAUGCUCUCAACAACGGACAGAUCAUUCACCGUAGCAUGGACCAUGUAAGCUGGGACACAGCCUUACAGGAAACGCUAAAUCAAAAGCAAACGCCCACACCCCCAACAAACAGUGUUCCCGAACAAACAAGCCCAGCGUCGGAACCCAACAUGGCUGGUCUUCAACAUCUUGCUGCGGCAGCUGUCGGUGAGCGCGAAGGUACCGAAGCACGUCCAGUCAGCAGUGCAGACAAUGGGAACCACGACACAUCACUUGCCAACGCCGAGCACGAUCUCUCAGCAGUCAUGGCCGCAGCAAAUGACGCUGCAAUGGCGCAAGCAACAGCCGCUGCAGCACAGCAACAACUAACAGCGUCAUCGCCAGACGCUAAAGGCGGGAAUAACUUUGACUCGAGUGCAUUGAGCAAAGAUGACUUCAUAGCAUCAAUCUCGUGA